Messenger RNA from Symsagittifera roscoffensis, 1969 nucleotides. Its product is annotated as neuronal acetylcholine receptor subunit eat-2-like. The record is from RefSeq and is a predicted model, not a curated record. Gene Ontology annotation, cellular component: plasma membrane; synapse; neuron projection. Gene Ontology annotation, molecular function: transmembrane signaling receptor activity; acetylcholine-gated monoatomic cation-selective channel activity. Gene Ontology annotation, biological process: monoatomic ion transmembrane transport; regulation of membrane potential; nervous system process. Bases 84 to 1769 code for a protein of 561 amino acids. NCBI's taxonomy places the organism in Eukaryota, Metazoa, Xenacoelomorpha, Acoela, Convolutidae. The transcript has 8 exons.
UCGGAUUUGAAUAAGAAGAUUCAAUUAAAAAAAUUAACGACAGAUAGAUCGAAAAAAAAGAUAGCUAUCUUAACUGAUAAAAAAUGAAUCUGUUCACAGCACCAUCAGUUUCGUUUUUCGUUUUUCUCUUGAAUUAUUUCCUUUUAUGGAAAGUGACUUCGUGUGCGUUUGUGGGUGACGAUCUGAUGCGACAAGUCAUAUCGAAUACUUCUCGGCAUUUGAGACCAGUUCGAGACCACAGUAGGAACACGACAGUGUACUUCCGCCUGAUGCUCUACCAGAUCCUGGGAGCAGACAGUGUCCAGGGCAAGAUCCACCUCCACUUCUGGGCUGAGAUGUUCUGGACCAACGAGUUCGUCAGCUGGAGUCCGGAGCGACAUGGGAACAUAGGACGUAUAGAUCUGCAAGUGCGUGAGAUGUGGAUGCCAGACAUCAUCUUCUUCACCCAGCUGACGGGGGAGCACUUCAACGAGGGGUUCCCCUCCCCUCCCGCUCUCCUCUCCAAUGGGAUCACUAUGGUGCUCAAGCCAUUCAAGGCAGAGUUGGUGUGUGUCAUGGACGCCUGGUACUUCCCUUACGACAGACAGAGCUGUUCGUUCGAAGUGGGCUCGUGGGCGCAUUUCGCCUCCGAGAUAGACAUCCGACCAAAGGAGGAGGGUCCAGCUGACAUGAAGUUCUUCCAACCCAGCUCCGUGUUCGAUGUUGACACAUUCCAGGGACAAUAUGUCACUUAUAAAGAUACCAAUGUUGCGAAAGAUCCGAGCCUGGAGGCGAAUGACACCAUGUUCAGCUGCAUAGUGUUCAGUCUCUCGUUCAAGAGGAAGCCGACCUACUUCAUGCUCAAUGUCAUCCUGCCCUCCAUCCUCAUCAACUUCCUCUGCAUCUUCAACUUCAUCAUCCCCUGCGAGACCGGCGAAAAGGUGGGCUAUGGAAUCACAGUGUUUCUGGCCCAGAGUGUGAACUUGAUGGUGGUGAGUGAGAUGAUGCCCCAGGGGGGAAACAGUGUCCUCGGCUGCUUCCUGGUCGCAUCCAUACUACUCAUCGCCCUGUCGCUGUUCAUGCAGAUAGUAACCAUGAGCAUUUUCUUCGCCAACAGCAAAGCCAGAGCCCCUCCCUCCUUCCGCACAUUCUGCAACUUCAUCCGCAAGUUCGUCGGACCCUUCUACCGACUCGGCCACGAACAGAUCGGCCUUGCCAACCGAAACGUUCAUCUUGCCGACGUCGCCCCUGCCGAAGUUGCAAGGCCUUCCUUAAAUGGAAAUAACAACGCAAUCCCUUUCAGUGUGCUUCCGAAAGUCUCGCCGAAUCUUAAGCAAAACGGCAUAAGCAAUAACAAAAAUCAAGGUCGUUUUGGCGACCGAAUUUUGGAAGACGGAAGCGAGGAUGAGUUUCCUGAAACGAGCUAUAGCAUGAGGGAACUCUCCGAGGUCGGAGGUCGAAACACUUCAGUUGAUUUCAACCUGCCGCCAAGUUACUUCAACUCGCGAAGGGUAAGCGUAGGUGUUCCGAAACAACGACUAAGCCUGUCGGCUCCCUUUCCGACGCCGAACAACCGAAUUUCGAAAUCAGGAAGCCUGCCGCGUAGUUCAAUGGUCUCAGAUCACAACCAUUUCACACUAUUUGAGAACUCUUCACAAGAAUUGUCGGAAAUGGAAAUUAUGGAAGAAUGGAAAGUUUUAGCAAAUGUUUUGAACAGAUUUAACGGCGGCGUGUUUGCAUUUUUACUUUUUGCUGUUUUAUCUGCUUAUGGUUAUUGGCAUGGGCCUUGAUUUUGUCCAAAUAUUUUUCUCUAAACAACUUAAAUACCCACAGGUGACGUGAACUGACGUGCAAUAGUUGAUUUUUUACCAGGAUUUUAUUUUGAUAACUUUUAACAGGGUAGUGAAAAGCUAGUGCAUUGAUCUUAAAAGCAUGCAAUUUGUUUGUAUUAUGAAGCCAGAAUUUUCUUAGUUUUUAAAAUAAAUUUCAU